Messenger RNA from Drosophila ananassae, 820 nucleotides. RefSeq lists its product as uncharacterized. The transcript is spliced from 2 exons. The record is from RefSeq and is a predicted model, not a curated record. NCBI's taxonomy places the organism in Eukaryota, Metazoa, Arthropoda, Insecta, Diptera, Drosophilidae. The coding region runs from base 97 to 711 and encodes 204 amino acids.
CUAUCGAUAACAGCUUGCUGAAUUAUAAGAAUUUAUCGCUACAGUUUACGCAAGCCACACAGACGCGACAAGUAAAUAAAUUGCAUGUAGAGAAAUAUGUUGGUGGCAAAUAAAGAACAGAAACCCAAACACCAAAGGAUCCGUGGUAAUUAUAAGAAUACUACAUGGGGUAUUCUUGGAUUUGUGUCCGCCGACAAGGGAGAGGGCGAUUCCAAGAAGUAUCGUGCCCUCUGUCUGCACUGCAACAAAUACCAAUCGAAUACCAGCAUUGACAGGCUUAUCAUCCACAGAAAGUCCUGCCCGAAGUAUAAAGCCGAUCUCACCGAGAAGCUUAGCAAUCUUACUAAAUCAAAAAAAGAAACUUCAGCGGAACCUGCCAGUCCCCCGGCACCAGCACCAAUUUCGGAAACCAACGAUCCCAUCUCCGUGAAUCUACUGGAUAAACUGCUAGUGGAGGAUGACAGUGAUCGAAAUGCAGGAUCCACCUUGGUGGGCUACCUCAAUGACUUGGAUCAGUUAGCUACCUUUCCGGCGUCCGACGCAAACCGGUUGCAAAAAGACCUCCUCAAGGCUGAGACGGAUUACCUGGAGGCCAAGUCCGAAUACUUUACCAAGAUGAACGAGAUAUCUGAGUUGAAACGCACGGUCACAAUGUUGGAGGCGAAGAAGACCCAGCUGGAGAUUGUAAAGCUGAGAGCUGAGUGCGAGUAGUUAGGCCAGCAAUGUAUUUUACGAUUUUAAAGUGUUUUGGAAAUCUGUUCCACUUUUGAUUUAACCAAUAGUUUAAUGUUUCAACUUAAAAUAUACUUUUAAAAAUAGA